Molecule: messenger RNA, 858 nt
Organism: Haliaeetus leucocephalus (bald eagle)
Lineage: Eukaryota; Metazoa; Chordata; Aves; Accipitriformes; Accipitridae
Gene: FAM221A
Product: family with sequence similarity 221, member A
Exons: 7
Coding region: 1-858 (285 amino acids)
Source: RefSeq, a predicted model, not a curated record
AUGCACAAAUCCACAGAAAUUGUAGGUGAUGACGAUGGAGGAAAGCUCUUUACCCCUGAGGAAUAUGAGGAGUACAAAAGAAAAGUAUUACCAAUUCGGUUACAGAACAGGUUGUAUGUGAGCUGGAGAUCACCAACUGGCAUGGACUGUAAGCUUGUGGGACCAGAGACACUGUGCUUUUGUACUCACCGGUAUAAGCAACACAAAACGGACUAUGAGGUGAUUCCCAAAGACCGUCCUAUUUGUGUGCCUUGUAGAGUGAGCCGUUGUCAGUGCCAGUCCUAUCACUAUGUCCCUCUAAAUGGCACACAGCCCAUCCGUUGUAGAUGCAAACACUUUGCUGAUCAGCACAGUGCAGCACCUGGAUUUUCAUGUAACUCUUGUUCCAGGUGUUUGGGCUUUCAUAGUUGCUUUACCUGUGCAUGUGGUCAGCCAACAUAUGCUCAUGAGACAGUCGUGGAAACUAAACAAGUGCGCUUAGCCCAAGGAAAGCCUGUGGGGCAGGAUGUUCCUUACGCUGCUAUGGGAGGACUGACUGGUUUUAGUUCACUAGCAGAAGGCUACAUGAGACUUGAUGACAGUGGAAUAGGGACUCCUCCUGCUGAACUUGCAGAAUCCCUUGUUACCAGCAUGGAUCAUCCAUUUCUAAAAGCAUUUGAGGGACCUUCUAGUUCUGCUCAAACCAUCUCACAGAUAGCAGGUGGUUCUAGUGCCACAAGGCAAGUUUCUCAUGGAAAGCAUUCAGAAGAUGAUGACAUGGCUUACUUUGAAAAACGUUACCAAGAACGGCUGAAAAAGGAGAAGGCUGCUAAACGGAAAGAAAAAAGUCCAGUGCCAUCAAAGAAGCCAGGAGAUUAA